ACGCAGGCUUUAGGCAGGGUCUGCGCGAACCAAAACCCCAAGUGGGCUGGGGCGUUGCGGAUGGGGAUGGCUGCUAGCCACUGUCAAGCGCGAAGUCUAGGGCGGUAUCGAUUUGCCUCAGGGUGUAAGCCCGAGACAUAACGAUCAUUCCGGCUCUCUUCCUAGCCUGCUAAGUUUCAAUAGGUCCCCGAGAAGUGGUAGAGGAUAGAAUGGUCCUCCAGAUCCUCGCGCCCAUUCAUUUGCUACAGCGAUAGCUGAACCUACCCUAAAGGGUUCCCAGACUACCCAGAAAAAAGUGGGAAUAACUUUUUAACUUUAAUAACUUCGAUAAGCCCUGUGGUAACAGACAAUGGGUCUGGGUGCAGGGAAAAAUGACCCGUCCAUCUGGAGAGGUGGGCUGGCAGAGGAGGUGGAUGACAAAGUUCUUCAUGCUGCUUUUAUUCCUUUUGGAGACAUCACAGAUAUUCAGAUUCCUUUGGAUUAUGAAACAGAAAAGCACCGAGGUUUUGCUUUUGUUGAAUUUGAGUUGGCAGAGGAUGCUGCAGCAGCUAUCGACAACAUGAAUGAAUCUGAGCUCUUUGGACGGACAAUUCGUGUCAAUUUGGCCAAACCAAUGAGAAUUAAGGAAGGCUCUUCCAGACCAGUUUGGUCAGAUGAUGACUGGUUGAAGAAGUUUUCUGGGAAGACUCUUGAAGAGAAUAAAGAGGAGGAAGGGUCAGAACCUCCCAAGACAGAAACCCAGGAGGGAGAGCCUGUUGCAAAAAAGGCCCGGUCAAAUCCUCAGGUAUACAUGGACAUCAAGAUCGGUAACAAGCCAGCUGGCCGCAUUCAGAUGCUCCUGCGUUCAGAUGUUGUUCCCAUGACAGCAGAGAAUUUCCGUUGCCUGUGCACCCAUGAAAAGGGCUUCGGCUUCAAAGGAAGCAGCUUCCACCGCAUUAUCCCCCAGUUCAUGUGCCAGGGCGGCGAUUUCACAAACCACAAUGGCACUGGGGGCAAGUCCAUCUACGGGAAGAAGUUCGAUGAUGAAAACUUCAUCCUCAAGCACACAGGCCCAGGCCUACUGUCCAUGGCCAACUCUGGCCCAAACACCAAUGGCUCCCAGUUCUUCCUGACAUGCGACAAGACAGAUUGGCUGGAUGGCAAGCACGUGGUGUUUGGCGAGAUCACUGAGGGCCUGGAUGUCUUGCGGCAGAUUGAGGCCCAGGGCAGCAAGGACGGGAAGCCAAAGCAGAAGGUGAUCAUCGCUGACUGUGGGGAGUAUGUGUGAGAAGGCGCUUCCUGUGCUCCCCUCUCUUUGCUCUCGCCCCUGUGGGUCCAGGAGGGAGCUCCCAGCCUCAGCUGUUUGAAGUGGGCAGCGUUUGUGGUAUGACCCCUUCCUCGGGGUCGCUUUGGAGCAGCUCCUCUGCGGGCACAGGCUGGACUUUGUCCAGGUGUGGCUGUGGGCCCAGAGCCAGCAUGGGGGCCACCCUCCCCACCAUGGGCAGGCUGUGCACGAACACUGACUAUUCCUGGCACUUGCUGCUGAGUCUGUCCUGGGCUCAUGAACAUUUUCUUUGCUAAAAUAAAUCCUACUUCUUGUACCGCC
This is a messenger RNA of Nycticebus coucang (slow loris), 1585 nucleotides long. RefSeq names its product peptidylprolyl isomerase E (gene PPIE). Gene Ontology annotation, biological process: protein folding; protein peptidyl-prolyl isomerization. Gene Ontology annotation, cellular component: intracellular membrane-bounded organelle. The record is from RefSeq and is a predicted model, not a curated record. Gene Ontology annotation, molecular function: peptidyl-prolyl cis-trans isomerase activity; RNA binding. The coding region runs from base 350 to 1267 and encodes 305 amino acids. The transcript has 10 exons. NCBI's taxonomy places the organism in Eukaryota, Metazoa, Chordata, Mammalia, Primates, Lorisidae.